This is a messenger RNA of Heterotrigona itama, 658 nucleotides long. NCBI's taxonomy places the organism in Eukaryota, Metazoa, Arthropoda, Insecta, Hymenoptera, Apidae. The record is from the annotation of a GenBank genome assembly.
AUGAUGGACUCGGUGCCGCCGCCGGUUUCGUCGGGGUCGAAGACCGGGUUGCAACCACAGCAGGGGGUACCGUACGACCUUGAGAGCGGCUUCGAACCACAGACGAGAGCACGGUCGCACACGUGGCCGCUGCCAAGACCGGAGGAAUACAUCGAGGGAAACGUGGUGCCGAGCGUAUCGGCUAGCAAAGAGGGCGUCGAAGGCGUCGAAAGUGGCACGCCGCCUCAGCAUGGCUCUCUCGGCCAAGGUACCGGCUUGCUUCCGGUCAAGAAGAAUUCCUCCCGGCGGAACGCCUGGGGAAAUCACAGUUAUGCCGAUCUCAUUACUCAGGCCAUUACCAGCGCCCCCGACGAACGGUUGACUCUCUCGCAGAUCUACGAGUGGAUGAUGCAGAAUAUCCCGUACUUCAGGGAAAAAGGAGAGAGCAACAGCAGCGCUGGUUGGAAGGUUAGUGUCACCACUUACAAUUAUAGUCUGUCUCGCUCUCUCGGAAAAGUCAACUCCGCAAUCGCUCGUCUACGAUUACUCCGUAAAUUGAGAAAAAUGAAUUGCUUUUGAACGUGAUCGUGGAGAACACGUCUUUCCGUUGUUUGUAUCGUUUACUUGCGAUAAAUGAAACUUACAGUACUUGGCUAUUAAUGGCGCGCUUGUGAAAUAA